Messenger RNA from Thermothelomyces thermophilus ATCC 42464, 1220 nucleotides. RefSeq lists its product as uncharacterized. The coding region runs from base 206 to 949 and encodes 247 amino acids. The record is from RefSeq and is a predicted model, not a curated record. The transcript has a single exon. Lineage: Eukaryota; Fungi; Ascomycota; Sordariomycetes; Sordariales; Chaetomiaceae.
AACCCCUUGUUCCUGCUCCGGCAGAUGCGGGGUAUUAAUUAUGGCAGAUCGCUUCUCGGCUUCUCGCGGCAUCAACUUAAUGGGCCGAUUUGACGAUUUGACGAAAAAAAACGAUCCUGCUGAGGGCGUGUAGGCAGACUUUAACGAACUAACGAUCUUAGACAACUCGCACCUCAGCAAGAUCCCUGGUGUGUGUGUGCCCAUAAUGCCGGAAACUCAGUUCAACGCAGAUGAUCGUCUCCGGAACCGGAAGCCGAUUCCAGCGCCGGUGCCCGCCUAUCUUCCCACAGCCGGAUCACCGCUGACGGUCGAUACGGAGCUCUAUUCAUCCAUCCAACAGGCCCCCCGCGUCUUGGUCGAGGAAUUCACGCUCCCAAUUCGGUCCGGCAAGGCCUGGAAAGCGGAAGCAGGAAGCAUCAUCCGGAUCAGCACUCCCGUAGGACCACAGGUGGGAGAUCUGAAUAUCUGGAAUGCCCACAACCCUCGCGAGCGUUUUUGGGCAUCACGAACCCGGCAGCUCCAUGCAAGCCACGUGUCGACCUACGACAGGUUGUGGUCGUGCUUGCCCUACAUGCGACCGCUGGUUACAAUCAUCUCGGACACUCUGGCCUGGUACGGCGAGGACGAGCACGGCGGCCGCGUCCACGACCUGCUCGGCACUCGUUGCGACCCCUACAUCAACUCGGUCUUGAGCGGCGGGCAGUACGAUUUCCACUGCCACUCCAACCUGACCCGUGCGGUGCUUCCGUUUGGGCUCUCGGAAUCGGAUGUCCACGACGUCAUAAACAUCUUUCAAGUGACGGGCUUGGACGCCAAGGGGAGAUACUUCAUGAACCCUUGUCCAGCAGAGAGCGGGGACCACAUUGAGUUUCUAGCAGAGCAAGACGUCUUGAUGGCUUUGAGUACGUUGUCCAUUCGACCACGGCACCGGUGUCAUGGUAUUAUCUGACUAAACAUCUUCAUAACUAGGUGCCUGCCCUGGAGGAGAUUUAUCGUUGUGGGGAUUUGGCGACGCUAGUGAGAAGGAAAUGGUGAAGUGUUGUCGUCCGCUCAAGGUCGAGGUGUUCCGCCUUGCGGAUGGCGACUUCUUGCAAAAGGCUGGUUGGCGGCCAGCCGAACCUUCAAAAUAUCAUGGGAUGCAUGGCAUGGUCGUUGUCGAGGGCGAGCCCGAGCUUACAAAGUAAAUAUCGGGCCUCAAACUAUGGCCAGAAGAGGCAAUC